CAUGAUUACACCUUCUGCAGAGCCGCGAAAGGGAAGUGGAGCUAGCAGUUCUAUAUAUUCUGGCCAUCCCCCAUGAUUACAUCGGUAAAGAUCGAGAGUGCUCUAGCACUCUUUUCCCUGGCAGUGUCGUAUAUUAUGAAGUACAAGACCUAGCACCUUCUUUUCGACUCCAAUAUGCCGGACUCCAGGCUUGUGUACGACCGAGUAGCUCGCUUGUGGUACCGAUACGACGAAGACGAGGGAUGUGAAGUAUACUUAAACCCAGAGACAGGCGCGAUUUUGCGGCGUCGCGAAGAGCACGAGAAACUGGCCGAGCUUGCCUACUAUGCUUCUAUACAAGACGAUGCUGCGCGCAUUUCUGACCACAUCCCAGAUUCUGAUCAAAGACAUUAUAUUACUGAUUCUCAAGACCAUUACCGCACAGGCUUUCACCCUGGUGAGCCUUCAUUGGCAAGGCCCUCUUGGCAGCACAAUCACGACGAGGGAGGGGUGUAUGAUAGGGACGACGAUGAGGAACACGAUGAUGUCGAUGAUGAUGAUGAUGACGAUGAUGACGAUGAUGACGAUGAUACAGAGCGUAACUCUAGGGACUUGACUCCUCAAAGAUUUAAAACAUAUCGCGCUAAAAACUUGGCCGAGGCCGACACACAGCUCCAGUCAGAAGAACACUACGAUGGAAAAGAGACUGGUUUGACUUUUGGCCCAAAAGACCAAAUUACGGAUCCCCUUCUUAGGCAAUACGGACAUGAGGCCCGGGUGAUGGUUUCGUCAACAAAAGGGAAGAGAGAAUAUCUAGACCCGAGCUUCAAAAGACAGCGGGAUCCCAAGUCGUUUUUCACCGUUGGUAGAAUCAUCAAGGUUUUGUGGCCUGAACUUGCGGGGUUCAAUGUGGAUGAUGCGACGGUAGUAACUACGACAAUUGACAAGAAAUUCAAAGGAGAAAGAGUUUUUGUGAAAAUACGCUGGUUUGUCGUCAUUAAAGAAGGCGAAAAGUGGUGCACAUGCCUGCCUAUUUGCACAUACGGGGGCAAGGGUCUUAGCCAAAAGAACCUUCCAAAAUGGCAGCAUUCUAUUAUAUUUACCGGUAGAUCGCCACCGGAAAUGAUGCCCGGAGAACAACCAGAAAUGGGCGAGCGCGGGAUGCUUCUGCCUAUUCGUGUGGAACCGACGUCGAGGCAGGAUAGAAUGGACUCUCGAUCCCGUCUGCACUAUGGGAAGCUGUACACGAUUGAACAUAACGUCAAAGUGUACAACUUUGGUGUCGUGCACAAAAAUUAUCUCACCAUUCUUUGGAGCCAGUGGCGCCAAGUUAUGCUUGGGCCAGAGGAACCACCAGUGCUUUAUCAUCCGGCAGUCAAAGUAGGCAGCAGGGAUACAGCGGUUUGCCACCAGCGCCGGAGCGCUCUGUUCAGCCACCGCCAAACAAUUUCAUUGACUACGCGGUAGCAAUAAGGGUAUAUCGUCCAAGCGACAGCGAUAGGGACCAAGGCGUGAUUUCCAUAGAACAAAACGACCGCAUUGGAGUCAUAGAGUUCACGACUUCGGGUUGGGUAAAAUGCUGGAAUUCAGCAACUCGCGAGACAGGAUACAUCUGGAAGGAUCACAUACGCCUAGAUUCCGAGACAUGAUCAUCGGGAUCACUAUCGUGGGAGAUUGAGAUCUCCAACUUUAUACGCGGACAGUAUUGUCAACGUUCCACAUAUAUGGAACGAUAUUAUACGAAUCAUGACCUUGCUGCGCAUGAACUAUCCUUUAAUUGCGCAAGCUCUUAUCUGCAAAACGGCCUGUUGUUUGCGACUUAAUGCAUCUCGGGUCUGGGAUUCCUGCUGAAUGUUUCUCGAUAGUUUUUUCUAAGACCGGCCGCUCUUUUUGCCAUGCCAGUUUUCCUAAACGACCUCGUUGUUAACCCGGGUUCACCAAAUUGACCUCCAGCCACAAGAUGAGCACGUUUUGGAUCAGUUUUGACAGGAUGCUGAAAUUUUCCUUUCUUA
This is a messenger RNA of Verruconis gallopava, 1991 nucleotides long. RefSeq lists its product as uncharacterized. The record is from RefSeq and is a predicted model, not a curated record. The coding region runs from base 175 to 1446 and encodes 423 amino acids. NCBI's taxonomy places the organism in Eukaryota, Fungi, Ascomycota, Dothideomycetes, Venturiales, Sympoventuriaceae. The transcript has 6 exons.